UUUUGGAUCAGCAGCAGCAACAACACUGGUCUAAAUAUAUUACUUUAUCGCAGUUUUCACGGUUAAUUUUAACACUAUAGCUAUGGGAAAUUAUAAGUCAAGGCCUCAGUCAACGUGCUCUCAAGAGCUUCUUAGAAAGAUUUUAGAAAAUUAUGCUCUUUUAGAAGAAAAGCUGCAGGAAGACCUGCAUAUGGAGGACAUUGAUGAUCUGACAGAAGGCAGAAGAGUCUUAUGCAAUGGAACAUCAGACCAUUUGAUCAAUCUAAAUUCUGAUGCUUUUGGUGAGAAGUUAGACAGUGGCCUGAGUCUCAUGAACCUUUGCUGCUUAUCCACUCUUGGUGUUAAAAUUGAUGAAGUGAAAGAGAAGAAGGAAGAAGACGAAGCAUUAUCUCGGGCCCCUUGUUUCAUCCAGCUUGUGAAGCCUUCACGUGACAAAAAUAAUCGGAAAGAAGAAAAUCAAAACACCACUAAAGAAAAUAAAAGUGAAUUGGAGAAGUGCAAACAUCAAAUAAAAGUUCAGACAAACAAAGAAAUAAGGGAUCAAAUUCGUCUUUUGCUGCAAAAAGGAGCUGAUCCUUCUAUUAUCAGUAGAAAUGGGUUCUCACCACUUCAUUUGGCAUCUUACAAGGGUGAAGUUGAAUUAGUGCGACUAUUUCUUGAAAAAUGCAAUCACCUGGACCACGCUGGUGCAGGGAGUGUAACUGCCCUUCACAUCUCAUGUCUUGCUGGUCACCUGGAGGUGACUCAAGCUCUGGCUCAGCGGGGUGCUAACAUAGAGGCUCGGGAUGCUGUCUCCUUUUCCCCACUCCAUAUUGCCUGCCUCUUUGGAAAUGAAUCUGUAGUUGAGUAUUUACUGUCACGUGGAGUCGAUGUUAAUAUUGCAGGAUCUGUUGGUGACAGACCACUGCACCUGGCUGCUACUCGAGGAUAUUACAAAAUUGUACAGUUACUUCUCAAAAAAGGAGCAAGAGUACAACUCCAGGAUGAUGAGGGUAACACUGCUCUGCACUGCUGUGUAAGGAAUGGACACUUCAGUAUCCUCAGCUUACUGCUACAGCCUCAGUAUCGUACAGAUGCUCACAUCACUAAUGUUUACCUUGAUACUCCACUCCAUGUAGCAUGUUACCAUGGAUGGAUUGAGUGUGCCAAAGCUUUGCUGACUUAUGGAGGCUCCAGUCUCCUCUUGAAAGAGAAUCUCUGGGGAGAAACUGCUUUGCAUGCAGCUUGUACUGGAGGACAGUGUAUAGACCUUGUAGACUAUGUACUGAGCCAAGAUGCUGCUUCAGUUAAUUACCAGAGUCCAGAUGGCCACACACCUCUUCACUCAGCAUGUUACCAUGGCCAUACAAGAAUAGUUCAACUUCUGUUGAGUCAUGGAGCAGACAUCAACCUUACUGCUCAUGAUCGGUGUUGUAAUUCUGAGAAGAAGGAAGAACAGACCCCCCUUGUGUGGGCCUAUGAUCGAGGACAUGAUGAUAUAGCCAACUUCCUAAAGCACUUUCGUCGUCCAGGGCUUGAAGAUUAUCCGGGGAGGAAUUUAUUUUUCGGGUUGGACACAUUUUAUUUUCCCACCCCUUCACAAUUUGGCAACUGGGAAAAUUGAUUAAAGGUAAAGAUCGAUGUUCUAUAUUUGCGCUCGGUGCUGCCACCUCACCUGCACCUCAGUUUAUCAGAGAUUGAGAGUUUAGAAAACAUUGGAUCGGGAUCAUUCGGGAAAAUAUACAAAGGAAAGUACAAUGAUAAGAUUGUGGCAGUAAAAAGAUACCGGGGCAACAUGUCUUAUGGGAAGAGUGACGUUGAGAUGUUUUGCCGCGAAGUAUCUGUUCUGGGCUCUUUGGAUUCACCAUACAUUGUCAGAUUUGUGGGAGCAUGUCUACAUGAUCCAAGUCAAUUUGCAAUUGUAACUGAAUUUGUUCCUGGGGGAUCCUUGUUCAGCACAUUACAUGAGCAGAAGAGAUCUAUUGAUACCAUAACAAGAUUUAAUAUAGCUAUAGAUGUGGCAAAAGGCAUGCAUUAUCUUCAUACUCUCCCUCAACCAAUCAUACAUCGAGAUUUAAAUUCGCAUAAUAUUCUUCUCAACAAUGAGUGCCGUGCUAGAGUUGCUGACUUUGGAGAGUCACGAUUUGUGCGUAACAUCUUUGAGGAAAAUAUGACAAAACAGCCUGGUAAUCUUCGCUGGAUGGCUCCUGAAGUGUUUACACAGUGUACAAGAUACUCCAUCAAAGCUGAUGUAUUCUCCUUUGGGCUGUGUUUGUGGGAACUAUUGGCCUCUGAGUUACCUUUUGCUCACUUGAAACCUGCUGCUGCUGCUGCUGACAUGGCUUACAAGCACAGUCGACCUCCUCUUGAAUUAGCCUUCCCAGUGGAAGUGUCAGUACUUCUUGAAAAAGCUUGGCACAAGGUUCCAGAGGAACGGCCAGAUUUUUCUCAGAUUAUAGAAGAACUGGAAACUUUGUGCAAGUCUCAGAAGUUGGCUUUACAGGAUGGCCGGGAGCAUGUUCACCCACACCACCACCAUCACCACCACCAACACCCUCACCACCACAACCUUCAUGCCUGCUGUGCUGCAUGCUCUCUUGGUUCACCCACAGGCAGCACCACUCCCCCUGAUGCUUCUCAACACUCCAAUUCAGAGCUUUCUGGCCAUGUCACAGCACUGCGAACCCGAUGGGAACAGGAAGCCAGUCGAGGCCAGACUGCAUUCAAAUCCUCACAUCCAACAAUUGAAGAGCUGAGAAGUCGUAUGAAUAAUAAUGGUUAUGUAGAAGGAAAUACAUAUCAGUAUCGUAUUGCCCCCAUUUUCAGUAAACAUCGAAAGUCCAUGUUACAGAAUUACUGACAUUGAUCAUGAAUGAGUAUGGGUGAUGGAUAGUAACAUCGUAGAGGGUUGUUUUUAUUGGAAAGGACAGAGUUCAAGCAUGCAGCAUGGUAGUUUAAAAAAUUACCGAGGAUCAGUAAACUUAGUAUAAUAUUUGUGUGCUGCUGGCACUAUGAGUGUGCAUUAAUUUUUGAUUUAGGAGUGAAACUGAUUGUAUAUUAUUAUUAUUACAAUCAAAACUAAGUGCUAAACCCAUAAGGGUCAUACAGAACUGCAGCUGUUUGUAUAGAAGCCUCAUAGGUCUUCACUUGUUGUCAGUUUUAUUAAACUCAGUUUAAAUAUUUCUAAAUUUCAUAGCCUUAUACACUAACCCAUCUUGUAUUACUGGAAGGAAUACAAAGGCACAUAAUGAGCCCAGGAAGUAGGUCCCACUGUUCUCUUGGUUGAGAAAGGCACAGUGAUGAUCUAUUUACAGCAAACACUGUUGGGAUACUUGGCAAGGACUAAUGGUAAACUUAUGGCAUUAUAAAUUAUUUGAAUACUUAUUUAAUGUUUGUGAAAGAUUUGCCUAAGAAUUUUUGCAAUUUUUACACUCGAGUCUGCAGGAGUUAAGCACUUAUUAUUAUAUUUCAGAACAACAACAAUAAUAAAUUCACAUUCUAGUAUAUAUCAAGGCUAUAUCUUCUAAUAGAAGUUGACGUCUAGGUAGAUAUACAUCAUCAGUUGGUGCAGAUUCCUAGAGAUGUUAUAGUCUUUCCAAAACUGAGAGGUUAUGACAUCUGAACAUGUGGCUAUUCUUUCAUGAUAGUUCACUCUUCACUUAUUUAUCCCAUUUAAAAUGGUCAGGUGGAGGGAGAGGGGUGACAAAGCUCCAAUUGGAGAUUUGAUUUUUUUUUUUUUUUUUUUUUGUUUUUAGAAAUGUAAUUAUGUAUGUAAUUAUGGUUUUUUUUGUACAUCAAUCAUUUCCCAACAUUGUUACUAUUCAUAACACUAGUCUUAGCAGCUGGCAAGUUAAGGUAGCAGCCUUUGUGGCUUGUUAAACCAUAUAAAGAAAGGCAUUUUAAAUUCUAAAAAUAUGUAUAUUAGUUCUGAUGAACCACUCAGGAAUCCCACCACCAGUACCUUCGAUUCAGCAACUCUCUCUAUGGUAGUGGCCAAUUUAUGCAUAAAUUUAACCCUUAAAUGGUCCAAACGUAUAUAUACGUUUUUUCAACAUCUGAAAGUAUGUAAAAAAAAUGUAGAUCUUUUUUUUUUAUUUUACAUGUGAAAAUGUGUAAAAAAAACUUUUAUCUACAUUUUUUUUUGUUAUAUUUGAAAAUAUGUAAAAAAAAGUAGAUCUACUUUUGUAGCACUACGAAUUUGAACGUUUAAGGGUUAAGGGGGUGUUUUGGGGGGCAAAGAAUCUAAGGGUUGAUAUAUAUUCUAGUACAUAUAUACAAAAAACUUGUCUGUCCAUUCCAGUUUUGCCCUUGAACACUGUUUAUCUGUGGCUUCACCAUAAUCCUCUCUUUUUUUUUUUUAUAAUGAGUGCUAAACCUAUAAGGGUCAUAAAGCACCCCAAAAUCCUCUACUGUACAAAUUAAGAUAAAAAAUUAAAAUUUUUAUAUGAAAUUGAAGAGAUAUAAUCUUUUUCUUUUUGCCUUGUUUCACAGUUUCU
Cherax quadricarinatus is the source of this 4475-nucleotide messenger RNA. The record is from RefSeq and is a predicted model, not a curated record. Lineage: Eukaryota; Metazoa; Arthropoda; Malacostraca; Decapoda; Parastacidae.